This is a messenger RNA of Magnusiomyces paraingens, 1254 nucleotides long. RefSeq lists its product as uncharacterized. The transcript has 2 exons. The record is from RefSeq and is a predicted model, not a curated record. The coding region runs from base 1 to 1254 and encodes 417 amino acids. Lineage: Eukaryota; Fungi; Ascomycota; Dipodascomycetes; Dipodascales; Dipodascaceae. Gene Ontology annotation, molecular function: single-stranded DNA binding; DNA replication origin binding. Gene Ontology annotation, cellular component: DNA replication preinitiation complex. Gene Ontology annotation, biological process: double-strand break repair via break-induced replication; DNA replication; DNA replication initiation.
AUGGGAACUAAAUCCGAGAAAGUUUUGCAAUUAAAACUAGAACUUAAAAAAUGGGAAUAUGAAUUCAAAAAAGAUAAUAACAGGCCUCCUGGAAAAUCGGAUAUCAAGAAAUUUCCGGAAAUUGCUGAAAAAUACAAAAUUUAUCAAAAGUCAAAGCAAUCACUGUCUGAUCCAGUAAAUAGAGCUGUUAAUUCACAUAAAAGGGCUGACAAAAGUCUUUCUGAGUAUAAACGGCCACCUGCAAAAUCCCUGAAACCCGAAAAAAGGCAACCUCUUUUUGAUUAUGAAAAGAAAAAUGAAAAUCAGUCUAUUUGCGAAGUAUCGACACCUAAUAGAAAGCAAAAACCAGAAGAGUUUAUUACCCCGAUAUCAAAAUCUUCAGCUCUAGCAAGUGUUACUGAGGUUGGGCCUACCCCUCAAGUCCAUGGUCAGGUUUUGGGCCUGUUUGAUUUAAAGUCAUAUUCUCCAUGUUCCUCGUCUUUAAGGCAAACCCCAGAAUCGACGUUAAUAAAUAAAGAUAACUCUUCAUUGGAUAAUCCGAAACGCAGUUUAAAUGAUGAUGAUUGUCCAGUUAUUCCUAAUUCACCUAAAACCCCUAAUAAGGAAAAGCUUUCAAUACACUCACCAAACACCCCUUCUUCGUCGUCCUUCGAUAAUGUUGACAUCUCAAACAGCUUGAUGAUGACACCAAAAUACAUUCAUAAUUCUACUUUAUCACUUACAAGCUUUAAGCAUUUGGAAACACCAGUUGUCAAACCUACUGAAUCACCUAGUCAGCUUGAAAAUGGUAGAAACCUUUCAUUUCAAGAGACCCAAGGAAUUGUGCACGAUUGCAUAGGGCUUUCCCCAUUAGGGCCACGAAAGAUUCGACGUGGACUUUCAAAUAUUAUCGCAGAAAUGCGAAAAGACAGUGUUACCCAAACUCAGAAUCAAGUGUUAGAUUUUGAAAUGCAUGUGAAAAACCAAAAUAAUGAUUUAAAUGAAAUUGAAAAUUUUGAUCACUUAGGCGAAACAAAAGAAAAGGAUAAUGAGAUUGACACUUCUAAUUCUUCACGCCCGAUUUAUAAAAAAAGGGGUCAAAAGCGAACCACUAGACGACACGUUUUUAGGCCUGACUUUGAGUCUAUAAAUGAACCAGUUAUUGAUAUCGAUUCUACAAAAGUUUCUAAACAGCCUAUUCCUCAAAACUAUAAACGACUUAAACUUCACAACUCAGGUUUCAAAGGUCGUCCACAGUUUUUUAAAAAAAAAUAA